AAUAGUACACAUUUAGACACGGUGAUAUACGUGUCGGUUCUCCUCGCAAUCAAAUGGGUAAGUGCCGUAUAGUAACCGCGGUGAUAUUCGCUAUUGUCGCCGCCGUGAUAUACAGGAAGGUAGUGAACGUCCUUUAUGAAAUACCGCCCUUGCCUAACCUGGAGGACACCUGGUGGGGCCCUAGGGAACCGUCCAAAGAGGACACCGAGAUAAGGCCGUUCAAGAUCAGUGUUUCUGACAAUGUGCUCAAAGAUCUUCAGCAAAGACUAUCGAACGCGUUACCAUUUCAACCACCGCUAGAAGGCGUGAAGCAAAAUUACGGUAUAAACACCAACCUUUUGAAGGACAUAGUCGAUUUCUGGCGCACCAAAUACAACUGGAGGGAGAGAGAAAAGUUCCUGAACCAGUACCCCCAGUUCACAGUCAGCGUACAAGGGUUGAAAAUCCACUACUUGCACGUCAAGCCGAAGGAAACCAAAGGGUUGAAAGUUUUACCCUUGUUACUCCUCCACGGGUGGCCUGGGUCAGUCAGAGAGUUCUACGAGUUGCUUCCUCUGCUCACGAAGCCACAGAAGGGCAGGGAUUUUGUUUUUGAAGUCAUAGCGCCUUCUCUUCCAGGUUAUGGUUUCUCAGAGGCAGCAGUUCGGCCCGGAUUGGGUGCUAUCCAAAUGGCCGUCGUCUUCAAGAACUUCAUGAAGCGACUGGGCUACGAAAAGUACUAUAUCCAAGGAGGUGACUGGGGAGGUGUCAUAGUACAACACAUCGCUACGCUGUUCCCGAAAAAUAUUAUAGGGGUACAUUCCAACAUGUGCUCGACCCUGACUCCCUUAGCACAGCUGAAAACGAUAAUUGGAAGUUACUUCCCCUCCCUUGUCAUCAGUGAAGAGAGCGAACACAAAUUGUACCCCUUAUCGGAAAAGUAUUUAUAUUUGGUCCUUGAAACCGGGUAUCUGCAUCUGCAAGCGACGAAGCCAGAUACAAUUGGCGUUGCUCUACGGGAGAGUCCAGUGGGUUUGGCGGCAUACAUCUUGGAAAAAUUCACCACCUGGACUAAUCCCGCUUGGAAAGACUUGGAAGACGGCGGUCUCACUAAGAAAUACUCUUUGACUAACCUCUUGGACAACGUGAUGAUAUACUGGGUGACAAGAUCUAUCACGACGUCGAUGAGACUGUAUUCUGAAACGUUGAACAAGGCGCAAUUCGGAUUGCAAGUAGACAAAAUUCCUGUGGAAGUUCCUGCAGGUUGCGCGAAGUUUUCCUAUGAACUGGCAUACCAACCCGACUCUAUCCUAGAAGUUAAAUACAAAAAGCUUGUUCAUUCCGCUGAAUACGACGGCGGACACUUUGCGGCUUUUGAAGUACCAGAAACACUAGGGGAAGACGUUUACAUAUUUGUUGAUAAAGUCGAAAAACUGAAAUAGACUGAAAUUUGUAUUUUUUUUACUCAAAUACAUAUUUACUUGUU
This is a messenger RNA of Anoplophora glabripennis (Asian longhorned beetle), 1465 nucleotides long. Its product is annotated as juvenile hormone epoxide hydrolase 1. The record is from RefSeq and is a predicted model, not a curated record. Gene Ontology annotation, molecular function: epoxide hydrolase activity. The coding region runs from base 54 to 1421 and encodes 455 amino acids. Gene Ontology annotation, biological process: epoxide metabolic process. The transcript is spliced from 5 exons. NCBI's taxonomy places the organism in Eukaryota, Metazoa, Arthropoda, Insecta, Coleoptera, Cerambycidae.